Messenger RNA from Megalops cyprinoides (Indo-Pacific tarpon), 2680 nucleotides. RefSeq names its product neuroligin 1 (gene nlgn1). NCBI's taxonomy places the organism in Eukaryota, Metazoa, Chordata, Actinopteri, Elopiformes, Megalopidae. The record is from RefSeq and is a predicted model, not a curated record. The transcript is spliced from 7 exons. Gene Ontology annotation, cellular component: cell surface; synapse; postsynaptic specialization membrane. Gene Ontology annotation, biological process: presynaptic membrane assembly; synaptic vesicle endocytosis; chemical synaptic transmission. Gene Ontology annotation, molecular function: signaling receptor activity; neurexin family protein binding. Bases 5 to 2587 code for a protein of 860 amino acids.
GCAGAUGCUAUCGCAGGCAUGCCUGGCUUGGAGGGCAGCAUGGGCACUGCGUGCACAGCUGCGUACCAGUGUGGACCUCACCUUCUUCCUGUGGAUACUGGGGGUGGCACUGCAGGCCCCACCGGUGACCCUUGAGAAGCUGGACGAGGUGGACCCUGUGGUGACCACCAGCUAUGGGAGGCUGCGGGGAUUCAAGAAGGAGCUCAACAAUGAGAUCCUGGGGCCGGUUAUCCAGUUUCUGGGCGUGCCCUAUGCGGCGCCCCCGACUGGGGAGAGACGCUUCCAGCCCCCGGAGCCACCUGUCUCAUGGCCUGACAUCCGGAACGCCACCCAAUUCGCUCCCGUCUGCCCCCAGACCAUCCUGGAAGGAAGGCUACCUGAUGUCAUGCUCCCUGUGUGGUUUACUAACAGCCUGGAGGUCGUCUCAUCAUAUGUGCAGGACCAGAGCGAGGACUGCCUUUUCUUAAACAUAUAUGUCCCCACGGAGGAUGUAAAAAGAAUAUCCAAGGAAUGUGCCAGGAAACCGGGCAAGAAAAUAUGUAGAAAAGGAGGUCCCCUUACAAAGAAACAGAAUGAUGAUUUAGGUGAUAAUGACGGUGCUGAGGAUGAAGACAUCCGUGAAAGCGGUAGCCCCAAGCCAGUGAUGGUAUUUAUCCAUGGGGGAUCAUACAUGGAAGGCACUGGAAAUAUGUUUGAUGGAAGCAUCUUGGCAAGUUAUGGCAAUGUCAUUGUCAUCACCGUGAACUACCGGCUUGGAGUAUUAGGUUUUUUAAGCACUGGUGACCAAGCAGCAAAAGGAAACUAUGGUCUUCUGGAUCAAAUCCAAGCCCUGCGCUGGACUAGUGAAAACAUUGCUUUCUUUGGGGGUGACCCAUUACGCAUAACUGUUUUCGGAUCAGGGGCUGGCGCCUCCUGUGUCAAUCUCUUGACCUUGUCCCAUUAUUCUGAAGGUAACCGUUGGAGCAAUUCAACCAAAGGACUUUUUCAGAGGGCUAUAGCGCAGAGUGGCACUGCUCUAUCCAGCUGGGCUGUCAGCUUUCAGCCGGCAAAAUAUGCCCGGAUGCUGGCCAAGAAGGUGGGCUGCAACCUGAAGGACACAGUGGACUUGGUGGAUUGCCUUCAAAAGAAACACUACAAGGAGCUGGUGGACCAGGACAUCCAACCGGCCCGGUAUCACAUUGCAUUUGGGCCUGUCAUCGAUGGCGACGUGAUUCCCGACGACCCACAGAUUCUGAUGGAGCAAGGGGAGUUCCUUAACUAUGACAUCAUGCUGGGGGUCAACCAAGGGGAGGGCUUAAAGUUUGUGGAGCUCAUUGUGGACAACGAGAAUGGUGUGCAGGCUAACGAUUUUGACUACGCUGUCUCCAGCUUUGUGGAUGAUUUGUACGGCUACCCUGAAGGCAAAGACAUCCUGAGGGAGACCAUCAAAUUCAUGUACACGGACUGGGCCGACCGUCACAACCCGGAGACACGGAGGAAGACACUGCUUGCCCUCUUCACUGACCACCAGUGGGUUGCCCCCGCAGUGGCUACUGCCGACCUGCACUCCAGCUUCGGGUCGCCCACUUACUUCUAUGCCUUCUACCACCACUGCCAGACGGAGCAGGUGCCGCCCUGGGCAGAUGCUGCUCACGGUGACGAGAUCCCCUACGUCUUUGGGCUGCCCAUGAUCGGCCCCACCGAGCUUUUCCCCUGCAACUUCUCCAAGAAUGAUGUCAUGCUCAGCGCUGUGGUGAUGACUUACUGGACGAACUUUGCCAAAACGGGUGACCCCAAUCAACCAGUCCCUCAGGACACUAAAUUUAUCCACACCAAGCCCAACCGCUUUGAGGAAGUGGCCUGGACCCGCUACAACCAGAAGGACCAGCUGUACUUGCACAUUGGCCUGAAGCCUCGUGUUAAGGAGCACUACCGUGCCAACAAGGUCAACCUGUGGCUGGAGCUGGUCCCUCACCUGCACAGCCUCAACGAGGUCACCCAGAUCAUCUCCACCACCACGAAGGUCCCCCCUCCAGAGGUUACCCCGAGGACACCAAAGAAGAUCCCUGUGAACACCAAGCGGCCUAACCCCACGCCCUUCCCCACCGAGAACCAGGACAGCCAGAACCAGCCCUUCCUGGUGGACCAGAGGGACUACUCCACCGAGCUGAGUGUCACUAUAGCAGUGGGGGCUUCCCUGCUCUUCCUCAACAUCCUGGCCUUUGCCGCGCUCUACUACAAGAAGGACAAGAGGAGGCACGACGUGCAUCGGCGAUGUAGCCCCCAGCGCAGCACUGCCAAUGACCUGGCCCACACCCAGGAGGAGGAAAUCAUGUCCCUGCAGAUGAAGCACACUGACCUAGACCACGAGUGUGAUGCCAUCCAUCCGCACGAGGUGGUUCUGAGAACUGCCUGUCCACCAGACUACACGUUGGCCAUGAGGCGAUCCCCUGACGACAUCCCCCUCAUGACCCCCAACACUAUCACUAUGAUCCCCAAUGCGAUGGCCGGGAUUCAGUCCCUGCAUCCGUUCAACACCUUCUCCAGCGGACAGAACAACACCCUGCCUCACCCCCACCCCCAUUCACAUUCGACGACCAGGGUAUAGCCAGCGGGAGGAUGGUGCAAGCUCACUUGUACAAGAGAGUCAACAAAGUGGGAACUCAGAACACUCCCCCUCCUGUAAAACAUCGUAGGGAAC